UGUCCGAUGUGAUAGUAAUUUGAUUACAUCGGUGUUAUUAAUUCCAAAUAAGCUUAAAUUCUGUUACAGAUUAUUUUAUUAACAUUUUACGAGACAUUACAUUUUAUCGUUCGAAAAGGUAGAGUACCGGGUAAAAUCUACAAUAAUCUUUUUCAGAGAGAAAUAUAACUACAAACCGAGAAAGAAUUUUUAAUGGUAAAAAAAUGGAACAAAUAACAGUUAUUUAGAAAAUAACAUUCGUCGAUUAUUCGUUUCUAAUUUUAAUGUUAGUUCAGUUUGAACACCUGAUUUUGCACACCUACAUAAAUAUAUUAUUAUACAAAUUCUAUGAUGCCGUUUACACAAUCAUCCUUUGUUUAUAUUUUUUUAAUUUAGUUUUCAUUCGAAAUUGCUGUCAUGUGAAUAAAAUAAAGAGAAUUCAGAAUCAACAAAUAGAUUUGACCAAAUGCUGGCAAACAACAAAAACAGGAACCUGGCACCAGGACUGUAUACAUAAAGAAUAUACAAUAUGAAACAAUUGGCAGCAUGGUACCAAAAAAAAAUAAGCUCCUACGACAAAGAAGAAUGGGAGACCAUGGUAGAACAGCUAUUGAUGCGAGGCACAUACCGCCGACGUAUCGUAGACUUUUCAUCGCACGCGCGUUCGUAUCUCAUAGACGUUGAUUUAGUAAGAGGAUCAUCGUUCCCGAAAGCGAAGCCCACCCUGGGAAUGCGCCGGGUUGUUUGGUUCGCUCUAGUCAGACUAGUGUUCCUACCAGCACUGUUCCAAUGGUGGGCCCAGCAGACGUCACCAGCUUGUGCCAAAUUCCUAUUAACACUAUGGCUCUUACAAGUACUGAAUAUAUCUCUUUACUUCAUGUCACCAGAUAACUUGGAUGUUGACCCAAAUUGCUGGUUGGUGCCAUUAGGCUUAAUGCUGGUGCUGAGUAUGGUGCAUUCACAAAUAGUUAGUACAACAGAAAUGGAAAUUGCUAGAGUACGUCCCCGUUCCACUUAUCGACGGAAACUGCCUCGAUAUUUCAGACGACCACGGUCAGAAUGUGACGGCGGCAGUGCGGGUGGUUCCGCCGAAAGUGGUGCUACAUCUAGCCAAAGUAAGACUCCUACCACAAAACCCUCCAAAUUCAGGCGCCGACAGUCCAGAAGUGAACUAGGUGACAAUGGACUCAGAAAACGCAAGAAAGAACUGCCAAAGGAAAAUGUUAGCACGCCUCUUGAACCGACCGCGAAAAAUAAAGCGAUAGUCAAACUUAAAGCCAAAGAUUCGGACGACGAAGACUAUAUGGCUUGGAAGAAACCGGAUAUAAACACUCCCAUAGUAACGUUCACCCCACCGCCGGACGAUGCUACACCUAGUUCCUCCUUUAGAUAUAAGUCUAAUAUAUUGACUAAAAAGCAUUUAGAAUCUUUUAAUGUAAGACAAAAUCAGCAUAGGGCGUUAUUCGCUGACGGUGACGACGGCUUCGAAAGCCUCAACGGUUACAACUCGAACGGGAGCGACGGAGACAACAGGGUAAAAAUCUUACAGGCCAGACUUUCUGGUAAUAAAAUAGUUAGUAACGAAAGGAAUGAGGUGACAGCAAAAGAUGAUUCGGCCAAUGACGUUGACAAAACACCGAUUGACAAAGUUGAAGAGAACUCCACAACAACCGCCAAAGCAAACGUUUUAAAGACAGAGGACGAUGAGAAAUCGAACGAACCAGACUCUGAUGUUAAUGUCACUGACAGUCCUAAUAGAGGAAAGCGAAUCGGUGUACGUUUCAGAAGCUCUUGGAUACUAGAGAACGUGCGAGACGAAUCAAGUGACGAUGAUUUUGCUAACGUUAAGAAUAAGCAAAAGAAAAUUGAAACUUUCCAAACGUCGUCAUCCGAUGGAGAAUGUUCUGCUUCUGCGCCAUCGAUCGCUCUGCCAUCCCACCACACUAUGUCUGACUGGGUUGGCCAAACUACUAACAGUGAGGAGAGUAGUUACUGUUCGCAAUCCGAAGGGGGUAAUUCUGACGUGGGCUUCCAUUACGCCGCGGAUAGCUCCUGGGAUCCGUUCGCCUUACUAGACCCUACAAGCGAUACAGUGAAAUGCACAAUGUGGGAGCGAGGUUCAACGCUACGGGCUGAGCUGUCGGCCGUCGACAUUAGUUGGUACGUGGUGGCGCGCGCCGAGCGAGCCAUGGCCGCCGAAGGCUGCGUCUGGGCAGGUCUGGCCAUGGCCACCAUCGUCGCGUUACUCACGCCCGCAAUACGACUCACGCAGUUGGCCAUAGAUCAAGACACGAGAACAGAAGAAGAGACGCAGUCAAUGACAAUUUUCUUGUACAUAAUAUCUGUCGUCGUCAACUACAGCAAGGGCUCUGUUUUAUAUAUACUCUACGGAGCGUUCGGAGAUAAUGCUUGGGAAUUGAUGACGAAUAUAAUAUCAUGCAUCCUGCGUUUCGCUCUAAGCGGCCUCAUGUUCUUCCUACUGGCCGUUGCAGAACGUGCCUACAAACAGAGGUUUCUAUACGCGAAACUGUUCUCACAUCUGACGUCGGCGAGACGAGCCCGCAAAUCGGAGCUGCCACACUUCAGACUCAACACGGUCAGAAACAUCAAGACUUGGCUUUCGACUCGUUCUUAUUUGCGGCGCCGUGGCCCUCAACGUUCUGUAGACGUCAUAGUAUCCGCUGCCUUCAUGCUCACAUUGAUUUUGCUUGCAUGCGUCAGCGCUCACCUAUUGAGGGAUUCGGUGACGUUAGAAGAAGGAUGGCUGUUCGAAGCGAUGGUUUGGAUUUGCUGUCUCGGGAUAUACUUGUUGCGUCUGAUCACAUUGGGCAGUAACGUCAACAAAAAGUACCGAGGCUGUCUGUCGGCCAUUCUCACAGAGCAGAUCAACUUGCAUCUAGCCAUAGAACAGCGACCGGAGAGCAAAGACCAAUUAACUGUGGCCAAUAACGUGCUCAAAUUAGCCGCCGAUCUGCUGAAGGAACUAGACGCGCCUUUCAAGAUAUCCGGUAUUUGUGCUAAUCAUUAUUUGUACACCGUAUCGAAAGUUGUUAUAUUGUCCGCCCUGUCGGGUGUUCUAUCCGAGAUGCUGGGUUUCAAAUUGAAAUUACACAAAAUCAAAAUCAAAUAGACGCUUAGAAUAGAUCUCUUUUGUAACUUACAAAUAUGUAUGUUUAUUACUUACGUUCGUAAAAUAAGUUAUCUUAUUUUGUUGCCAUACGUAAAAAAUAAUACGCCAGACCAUAUUAUUUUUAUAAUUCAUAAUAAUAAUUAUGAGAGGACAGACUUAUGUUAAAUGAGCGUUUACGAAAUUAAAUAAGGCAUUAAGAAGUCAAUAUAGAGUAACUAAAAUAGCAAGUCGAACUAGAAACUAACCAUUUGUUUUUAUCGCGAUGACCUUGGUCUAUUGUUACGCAAAACUAAUAAAAUUGAUACAUUGUCAUCGUUUCUUGAUAACGAGUAAAGAUUUCUAUGUUAAUAGCCCGUCUAUAAGUAGUUGAAAAUUAUCUUUAUAAGGAAUUCUUUGUUCAUACAAAGAAAAGAAAAGACUUAGAAAUAUUUUUUUUUUUUAGUUAUACUACUAUUCUAUAUUAAAUUUCAAAAUAAAAGGUAAUAUCAGGUCCGUAUUUCGAAUUACAGACCCGCGUCCUAGAGUGACUAUGUAGAGAUUGUAGUAUCUUUAUGAAUAAGGUGCAAUAUAAAUAUUUGUAUCGCCUUAAAACACGUGUGGAUUCAAUGGUAUCUGAUUAUUUUUUUAUUUGGCCAAAAUUAAAUAAACUUGAACAGUACUUUUUAUAUCCUAAAAUAUUUUAUGUGCAGUGGUGUAAUAAAACAUAAAAUGGUUCCUUAGCUUAAUCUAUUUGACGGCACCGCUAAAAAUUGAAAUUGUAAAAUUUUUGAUUUUUCAAUCAUACAAAAAGUGUGUCCAUCUUUAACAUUUUUACAACAAUUAGUAAUGUGCGAAUUGCGGUUUAAUAAAUAAUAAAUGAUACCUAUGAAAUAUAAAUUGAAAGUGCAGAAUAGCGCAGAUUUUUUUACAUGGCCAUUCGUUAAAUUAGGACUUAAAAUCAUUGCAGUGUAUAAAAUAGAUUAGGCUACUUAAUAAUGUAAGUGAUCAAAUCAAAGUAUUGCCAUUUUAAAUUUUUUCUGAUGAAUCUAUUAAGUUGAUCUCAUGAAAAGUGAUACAAAUAUAGAAUAGAAUUUUAAAACUAUUGCAUAGUGAGUGCAUAAUACUAUUAUUAUAUUUCAUGAAUUUAAAUAAUGAAA
Molecule: messenger RNA, 4245 nt
Organism: Bombyx mandarina (wild silkworm)
Lineage: Eukaryota; Metazoa; Arthropoda; Insecta; Lepidoptera; Bombycidae
Gene: phtf
Product: putative homeodomain transcription factor
Cellular component (GO): endoplasmic reticulum
Source: RefSeq, a predicted model, not a curated record